Messenger RNA from Puccinia graminis f. sp. tritici CRL 75-36-700-3, 1227 nucleotides. RefSeq lists its product as uncharacterized. The record is from RefSeq and is a predicted model, not a curated record. NCBI's taxonomy places the organism in Eukaryota, Fungi, Basidiomycota, Pucciniomycetes, Pucciniales, Pucciniaceae. The transcript is spliced from 2 exons. Bases 1 to 1227 code for a protein of 408 amino acids.
AUGAUUGUCGAUAAGAUUUCCGUACCCUGUUCUUCCCUGUGUUUCAUCUGGUGGUUCUUCAUCACUCAUGCUGCCACAAACCCCGGAAACGCAGAUGUCAACCUUUUGCAGCAGUUCUCAGCUACGGCAAGCCCAUCUCCCAAUGAUCAUCAUCUCAUGGUUGCGUUGAUGAACUCUCCCAGUCCAAGCUUAACAAGAGAGCAGUUGGAAGAGGAAUGGGAAGCGACAACAUCACAACUGAAGAAUCGCUUGUCUUGCUUCCAUGGAUCGACUCAAAGCUUGACUUCAACCCAUGAUGAGAGCUCACGAAUCCCGGAAAAGAUGCAGAGGAAACGCAAAUACAGUCAUACACAACCUUCCAUCUUCAAUCCAACUUUAAACCAUGAACAACCUUCGAUCCCCACUCCAACCUCAACCCCUCCCGUCGUUCCAUCAGAUGUUGAAAGAGCUUUUUCUGGCGAGCUGGUUGGCCCAAGCUUGGCAGUCAGUCAGGAAUAUAAUGAGGCCCAGAUUAGCAGAGAGUUGAACUCAGAACAGGCGUUGAGUCAACUCAAUCCUGAUAUCUUUACCAAUAAUCCAGAAGAAAUCCCAAACCAUCCACUGCGAUUCAAAUCAGACAUAGAACAUCCGGGUUGCUGCACAUCAGUCGGCACCCUUUCAGAGCCGCUUCUGCAAGAAUUUAGCUCGGAUUUUGACAAGGCGUUGAAAGUGUACUCUAAGACCUUGAGUCGACUUUCAACGCUUAUCAAGCACCCCAGCUUACCAUUUGGAUUGACGGGUCUUGUUUCAGAUUCAACCUGGUUAACAAGGGUUCUAAGCGAAUCAAGUCGGGGGACCAAGACUCAACAAAGACGGGUGUUGUGCUUCCUUUUUAGAAUGUUGAUUUCAUGGACCUACGAGUUCCUCGAACAGACUUUAAACCAUUUCGACGCACCUAUCUUUGCGUACAGAAUUCACCAAAGAAGAUUCUUGGGAUGGCUGCGGGAGCAAAUCUUCCCAUCCCGUACUACAAGUAACACUGACAAUAAACAUAUUCGUAUCUUCCAAUUCAUUCGACCGCCAUGUCCGACUUGGGAAAAGGACUUCUCUGACGGCUCUCUGGGCCUGACUCAAAUACAUUUGAUCAAUUUCUUUUCCACCAACAAGGACAACACUGAACUGGCAAAAGUAACUGCUGCCUAUCUUGUUGAAACUUACUUGGCCAAUAAAGAAAGUGGGUCUUCUUGA